AUGGUGACCGUUCAAGAAGCGAUCUCGCUCACCCAGGAGGAGCAGGAGCUGUUCACAUUGCUUCUGGAAUCUGUAAAGCAUGCCGGGACGGACACCACGCUGCGCUGCGCGGGCGGGUGGGUGCGGGACAAGCUGCUGGGGAAGGAGUCCAAGGACAUCGACGUGGCGCUGGACAACAUGCUGGGCAAGGACUUCGCAGACAAGGCGCGCAGGAUGGUCAACGACUACCUGCAGUCGCAAGGGCGCGAGACAAAGAAGGCGGCCGUCAUUCACAGCAACCCUGACCAGUCAAAGCACUUGGAAACCGCGCGCAUGCGGGUGAACGACCUCUGGAUUGACCUGGUCAACCUGCGCAGCGAGACGUACGCGGAGGGCAGCCGCAUACCCACCAUGGAGUUUGGGACGCCGCUGCAGGAUGCUGAGCGCAGAGACUUCACAAUCAACGCGCUCUUCUACAACCUGAACCAGGGCGCGGUGGAGGACCUCACGGGGCGCGGCCUCGCAGACCUUCGCGCCGGGCUGCUGCGCACGCCGCUGCCCGCGUCGGAGACGUUCUUAGACGACCCGCUGCGCGUGCUGCGCGCUGUGCGUUUCGCGACGCGUUUUGGCUUCGAUCUGCACCCAGAAAUUCUUCAGGCGGCCGCCAGCGACAAGGUGCGGACCGCGCUGGGCCAGAAAAUCAGCCGAGAGCGCAUAGGGACGGAGCUGGAGGGCAUGUUCAAUGGGACCGCGCCGUCGCUGGCAGUGCUGCUGCUCGAGCGGCUGCGGCUGUUCCCAGUGGUGUUUGCCGCGCCGCCGCAGAACACGCAGCAGCUGGGGGAGGGCUUCGGCGCACCCUGCGCGUCGGCUAUUGCGGCGGCAGAGGCGCUGCUCAAGGCAUCAGGCCUGGCUGAGGAGCUGCCCGUUGAGGAGCGCCGCCUGCUGCUGCUGGCCGGCUGCCUGUUCCCGCUUCGCCGCGCGACCAUCCCAAACCCUGCCAAGGGCGGCCGCGGCGCGCCGGUCCCUGUCAGCGCCUACAUGAUCCGCGAAUCAAUAAAGUGGCGUGUCAAGGAGGUUGAUGGGACGGCCCUGCUGCACGAGGUUGCGCCUGAUCUCGCUCAGAUCAGCCAGCAACUCAGGGCCGGUGCACCGAUUGGCGGCAACGGUGACGGCAGCGGCGGGGAAGCAGGAGCGGAGGGCGGCAGCGUCGACGAUCAGAAUGUGAGAGUGGCGCUGGGGCACGCGAUCCGGAAGCUCAAGCAACACUGGAAGCUUGGGGUGCUGUUGGCGCCGCUGGUUCACCACCCCUCGAGCGCACAGCCGCUUGGGGUCGAAGAUGUGGGGCAGACGCAAGGCGGUGGCAGCGGCGGUGGCAGCGGCGGCGGCGGCGCGUCGGCCGCACAGCUCGCCGAGGCGGCGGCAGCGGCGGCAGCGGGGCGGGACACAGAGGCGGUGGAGGCGGCGGCGUGGGCGGCAGGGCAGGUGGGGACAGUCAAUGAGCUGCUGGCUGCGGUGCACGCGUUUGGGCUGCAGGACUGCUGGCAAUGGAAGCCGCUGCUGGAUGGCAAGGAGGUCAUGUCUGUGUUGGGCAUGAAGAAGGCAGGGCCGCAGCUGGGCAAGGUUCUCGCCGCAGCAAUGGACUGGCAGCUCGCCAACCCCCAGGGCAGCAAGGCGGCCUGCAUCGAACACCUUAAGCAGCGGGCGCCAGAACUGCUGGUUUAG
Messenger RNA from Monoraphidium neglectum, 1701 nucleotides. RefSeq lists its product as hypothetical. The coding region runs from base 1 to 1701 and encodes 566 amino acids. The record is from RefSeq and is a predicted model, not a curated record. The transcript is spliced from 8 exons. Gene Ontology annotation, molecular function: RNA binding; ATP:3'-cytidine-cytidine-tRNA adenylyltransferase activity. Gene Ontology annotation, biological process: tRNA 3'-terminal CCA addition. Lineage: Eukaryota; Viridiplantae; Chlorophyta; Chlorophyceae; Sphaeropleales; Selenastraceae.